Messenger RNA from Lagenorhynchus albirostris (white-beaked dolphin), 1536 nucleotides. RefSeq names its product transmembrane p24 trafficking protein family member 8 (gene TMED8). The coding region runs from base 196 to 1224 and encodes 342 amino acids. The transcript is spliced from 6 exons. NCBI's taxonomy places the organism in Eukaryota, Metazoa, Chordata, Mammalia, Artiodactyla, Delphinidae. The record is from RefSeq and is a predicted model, not a curated record.
AUAAGCACGCAGUAACCCUCCCCGAGCCUGCGUCGCAGGCCUCCGCUAGCCAGAGCUCUCGCGACCGCUCGGGGCCGACGCGCUGCCCCUUCCGGCCCGCGGGCUCCGCUCGGCUCUUCCCGGCGCGCUGGGCCUUCGGCUCUUUCCGGAGCCACUUGCGGCAGGCUGCGGAGGCGCUGCGGACGCUGGCUGCAGAUGUCGGACCGGCGGGCGGCUGAGGGGCCGGGCGUCUGGAGCCCCGCAGCCCGCCGAGGGCCGGCGCACGGCGUCGGGGACGGCCCGGGAGUGGAGGGGAGCCAGGCGGCCGCCUCAGAGAAUGAAGAUCUAGAAGUCACCAAGGUCACCUCUCUAGCAGCUUCUGCCUCUGAUCCGGAACCCCAUUCCUCAUCCUACAGGCCACAGAUGGUAUCUCCGGUGAGGGAGGAUGCCACAGAAGAUCAGCAGAAGGCAGCCAGUGCCAUGGAGGCACAGGCCUCGGUGGAACAGGAAUUGCUGUCUGCAGACCAGGCCCAGGUCCUCAGCAAGAUGGCCAAGUACCAUGGUCUGCCAAGGUCUGGGGACAUCGUUAUGAUCCAGUCUGAGCACACAGGAGCUGUAGAUAUUCUUUCAGCUGAUUUGGAAUCUGCAGACCUUCUGGGGGACCACAGGAGAGCAUUUCCUCCAGGUCUCUUUCUCGGUGGUGAGCUGCCUGUCCUUUCAGUCUCCCCGCCUCUGAUAGCACCUCCGUGCAUCUGGACCUUUGCCAAGAUGAAGGAAUUCAAAAGCAAGCUGGGCAAAGAGAAGAACAGCCGUCUGGUGGUGAAGCGGGGUGAGGUGGUGACCAUCCGGGUACCUACCCACCCAGAGGGGAAGCGUGUCUGCUGGGAGUUUGCGACCGAUGACUACGACAUUGGCUUUGGAGUUUACUUUGACUGGACCCCUGUAACCAGCACUGACAUAACGGUGCAGGUCAGUGAUUCCAGUGAGGAUGAGGAUGAAGAUGAGGAGGAAGAGGAGGAGAUUGAAGACCCUGUCCCAGCUGGAGACGUGGAGCGAGGCUCCAGGAGCUCCCUGCGGGGCCGCUAUGGGGAGGUCAUGCCCGUGUACCGGCGGGACAGCCACCGAGACGUGCAGGCCGGCAGCCACGACUACCCUGGCGAGGGCAUCUACCUGCUCAAGUUCGACAACUCCUACUCCCUGCUGCGCAACAAGACUCUCUACUUCCACAUCUACUACACCAGCUGAAGGCCCGCUGGGACAGGGGGCAGGCGGUGUUUGCUGGCUGGAGCAGGCUGCCAGCUGGGGCCUCUUGUUUUGGAUAGGCAAGAGCUCCCAACCCUCACGCCCUGGCUGGCGUGCCUGACUGUUGACCCCAUGUAGCUUUUCCCCUGCCCAGGCUUCUGCAGAUGGUGGUAUAGUGCCCCUGUUCCGUGGUCCCUGACUCACGCUCUUCUGGCUUUAGACUCCAGCAAAAUCUCUCUGUGGAGGAAACCAUCAGGCAAAAGCCUGAAAGGAAGUUGGGUGUUGCGUUUUAAAUACAGUUUUGUUUUGGUACAA